GUGUACGAGUUGUGUUGCGGCUGCAUUUUGUGAAGAGUUUGUUUUGAUUUCUUAUCGUUAUCAGUAAUAUUUUAUAUGUAUUAAUUACAACAAUUGUAUUCAAAAUAGUGUUUCCGUUAUGCUUUGCAAUGUAAGCGUUUCAGGAGCAAAUAAGCUCAUGAAUUAAACCAAAUUAAGCGAGCGUCUUUGUUUGUUUAUUGCCACUGUUUAAUGAAAAUAAGUGUUAUAAGAAAGUUCAGGUGUUGCAUGUCAAAAAUGUGUUAAUAGAAAUAUUGUCUGGUACAGAUAUUUUACGGAAAUUUGACUAAAUUCAACGCUAUAAAAUGAUGCUUUCGCAAGCAGAUACAUCGGCUCUAAUGUCCCCGGUACAUCAGAUGUGCAUUGCUCGGGCGUUGUAUGAUAACAUUGCAGAAAGUCCAGAUGAGUUGGCUUUUAGACGAGGUGAUCAACUAACUGUGCUUGAGCAGAACACAAACGGACUUGAAGGAUGGUGGUUAUGUUCACUUCGUGGUCGUCAAGGUAUAUGUCCUGGAAAUCGGUUAAGAAUACUAGCUGGUGUAUAUGAAACUCCACCUACUACACCAGUAAUUCAUCAACAAACUGAAUUCUGUGGGGAAAGGAGAUCAUGGCACGUUCAACCAAAUAGGGUGGUAACGCCACAGCGAAGAGGUGACGUUUACGUAUAUGAAAAUCCUUCGGCGAUGACAAGGAAUUCUCCUAUAGACUGUUACGAUACUCCACGUCCGAUUCACCAUAGUUUUCCGACUGAGAAUUACGAUACGCCCAGACAUUCACCUUCUACCCCCCAUCUUCAGCAGCAUGACGGUUGUUAUAAUGUACCGCGUCAUUCCCCAUCAGUGCAAUCUCUUCAGGAAACCAUGUACAAUAUACCACGGCAGUCGCCUUCGAUUGUCCAGUUACAACAAGACUCCACGUACAAUGUACCACGUCAAUCACCAUGUACAUCACUACCACAUGAUUCUACAAAUAUACAAAAUGGAGUAUGCAAAGUGCCUCAACUUUUGACAUCUCCAGUUGUUCCUGAAAGCUUGCGACAAUCGCCCAUGGCUUCUAUGCAUGAUAGCAUUUAUAACGUGCCAAGGCAUUCACCGUCAUUGCAGCAGGACAACUAUGACGUACCACGGUCAGUAUCAACUCAUUUGAAUCGAAUGACGCCCAGUAGCUCGGUGAGCAGUCUUACAACUGAUUCUUUAUCCAUUUGUUCGAAUCGAUCUUCCUUGGUAAACAUGCCGGAAUAUGAUGUUCCGCGGUCUCUUAGCGUAGCACAAAUCGAUCUUCCACCAGCACCGAAAGAGUUACCGCUAGAAUUGAGUUCAGCUUUGUACACAUUAACUCGGCUUCAAACAGAAGUCACAUGUGCGACUACCAUCCUUUUAGGCUAUGUCGUCCCAGAUUGGAGAAGAAAAGAUAAAUUAGAGAGCACGGGUAUGGAUAUCAAGUUAUCAGCGAUUAGACUAAAGACUGCCCUAUAUGAUUUGGUUGAAUUUUGUGAGGGUGUUUCCGGCAAUGCAGCAAAGGCACCAGAUAAAGGAAUUUCGCAGAAAAUAAAGCCACUCGUAAAAACACUUAAAGAUGCUUAUAAAAUAAUAGAAGACAGUACUGAAACUUUGGAUGCUUUGGGCUGGUUUCCAGAGCUCGAAGCGACUGUUGAUAGACCUGUACCAAUCUACCCUAAUAACGUUGAUCCACUGGACGAACUUAUUAGGUGCGCUAGAUCUCUCACAGAAGAUGUUAGGUUGGCUGUUUCAUCAAUACAAGGUAAUGCUACAUUAUUAUUUAAGCGUUCCAAUUCGCCACAAAAUGAUAAUAAUAAUGGAAAUUGGAUGGAAGACUACGAUUACAUUAAUUUGGAUGUCAAAAAUAAUCAGACAAACAUUAAUGACGAGUCAGAAGAUAGGCGAUCGUCAACUACUAUCGACGGAGAUGUAACAAAUGUAAGUGAUACAAUAAACGAAGAAGAUUUAGAUUGUAACGAUAGGCAAAUAGUUACAUUUUACGCUAAACAAGCGGUGAUAUACAUGGCAAAUCUUGCAAAUGCAAUUGAUGCAUUCCUGCAGACAGUUGAACGCAAUCAACCGCCAAAAAUAUUUUUAGCUUAUGGAAAAUUUGUUGUUCUAAGUGCACACAGGCUGGUACAUAUUGGUGACACAGUUCAUCGUAAUGUUUUACAAAGUCCAGUUAAAGACCGCGGUUUAAAUUGCGCAAAUGCAUUAAGUGAAGCUUUGGCGGUCACAGUAAAUAAAACAAAAAUUGCUGCAGUGCAAUUUCCUAGUGUUUCAGCUGUACAAGAAAUGGUAGAUUCCGUAGUCGAUAUAUCUCAUAUUGCCAGGGAUCUCAAAUUGAUUUUGCUUCAAGCAUCUAAUAUUUAGUUACCAAACAAAUUAAUGGAAGUCAUUAACUCACUUUACUUUCAAAUUUGAGUAUUGAAUUGUAGAGUAUUUAAAACGCACAUAUAAAAGUUUUUAUUCUUAUAGUAAGUUAGGUACGGGUAGCAAUGAUAUGUUAUUAUUUUACUCCAACUAUUAUAUAUCUCUCGAUUCAUCACAUCAAUACUGAAAUGCACUAACCAUGAGUUUGUUACAAUAAAUUCAAAAGGUAUAAGUGUUUGUUUACAAUAUCUUCAAAAUCAUUCUUUUAAUUUAGAUCUUACUUAUUUAUUGACAAAAUACAAAAAAUAUAGACGUGCAAUCUCAAUAUAUUUUAUUUUAUAUUUAUAAAAACAAAAAAUGAUAAAACAUCAAAAUUCAGUUCGACGCUUAAGGCAUUUUCAACUUUUAUGUAACUCAAACAAGCCUGGUCGAUAAACUAUUUGAAUAUAAGGUUAAACAUGCAUGAAAUGAAAAUAAAAUAAUUAUUUUCAUGAUGCAUAUAUGCGGAAUGAUCUUUUGG
Messenger RNA from Ctenocephalides felis (cat flea), 2910 nucleotides. Its product is annotated as enhancer of filamentation 1-like. Bases 324 to 2390 code for a protein of 688 amino acids. The record is from RefSeq and is a predicted model, not a curated record. Gene Ontology annotation, molecular function: protein binding. Gene Ontology annotation, cellular component: plasma membrane; cytoplasm. Gene Ontology annotation, biological process: cell migration; cell surface receptor protein tyrosine kinase signaling pathway. NCBI's taxonomy places the organism in Eukaryota, Metazoa, Arthropoda, Insecta, Siphonaptera, Pulicidae. The transcript has 4 exons.